Beta vulgaris subsp. vulgaris (sugar beet) is the source of this 315-nucleotide messenger RNA. Its product is annotated as auxin-responsive protein SAUR21-like. Bases 1 to 315 code for a protein of 104 amino acids. The record is from RefSeq and is a predicted model, not a curated record. NCBI's taxonomy places the organism in Eukaryota, Viridiplantae, Streptophyta, Magnoliopsida, Caryophyllales, Amaranthaceae. The transcript has a single exon. Gene Ontology annotation, biological process: response to auxin.
AUGGGAAAUCAUUCAGUGGGAAUUCGCAAGUGUGCUAAGCAAGCAAUCAAGACGGGGACAACAUUUCAACACCAAGUUUCAUGUCAAAAGACGACUCCAAUGCCGGUGCCUAAAGGCCACUUUGCUGUCUAUGUUGGAAAGGAGGAGAACAAGCGGUUUGUCGUCCCAGUUUCAAAUUUGAAGCAUCCUCUCUUUCAAGAACUACUAAGGGAAGCUGAAGAAGAGUUUGGUUAUGACCAUGGGAUGGGGAGGCUGACAGUACCUUGUACUGAAUACUACUUCAUCAAUCUCAUCUCCCAGUUAGAUGACUUAUGA